GAGAUAUUUGGAUUUAAUCCUUAUCUUAGUCUGACGGAGCCUUUUGUGGUGCAGGGAGAAGUUUUAAAUGAAUAACAUUGCUCUUUUUUAUACAUAUAUAUAUUUAACGAGUAAAUAGAGAAAUUAGAGAUUUGUUUUAUAGUGAGUUAAUUAGUCUGUGUAACUGUAAGAAGCCCAUCCGUUUCCUACCCAUGUGUUUUUAACUCCUGAGUUCAGUUGACUGACAUUAUGAUGAUAGACGGUGAGGAUUUGGGAGAAAGUGCUCUUAUUCAUUUGGACGUCGAGAGUCUUAAUCCUGCCAUCAUUAAACAUAAGAAAUCAGAGAUUUCCACCACUCGGAAAUGCUACUCUUACAUAAAGAAGAAGACCUUUGCAACAUUUGUGGGGUCUAAGAAGAUUCCAACAUCUAAACUAGACACAUCACUUUGGUGCUGCUGUGACGAGGCAUUCUCAGAUCCCUCAUCCAUCCACAAACAUGUUUCCAACGUCCAUGCAAUCGAGAUCGACAAGCUCACCAUUGCAGCUCUGGAUCAGUUGCUGAAACAGGCCAACACCGAUGGCUCUGUACAUGACCAUCAGAAUAACUGUCAGUCAAAUGAUGCUGCCUCCUGGAUGCCUGAUACAAGCCACCUUUCUGAGGAUGAGCUGAGCAAAGGUCCAGGUGAAGUCAUCUUAUAUUACUGCUAUUGUCAGAUAAAAGAGCCCAGGUUCAUUCGUGACUGGCAGAAUGAGCUGUGUUCAAAGCUUCACCUCACCGGCAAGGUACGUGUGGCCACAGAGGGCAUCAAUGGAACAAUUGGUGGAACCAAAACAGCCACAAGCCUUUAUAUCAAGGCAAUGCUGGCACAUCCCAUUUUCCAAGUAAUGCAAGUGGAAGAUUUCAAGACUAGUGAAGGUGGUGCAGAGUGCUUUCCUGACCUUAAAGUUGGAGUGUAUAAAGAAAUCGUCCCAAUGGGUGUGGAUCCAGAUAUGAUCUCCUACAGAUUAGCAGGAACACAUUUGGAGCCUGAGGAAUUCCACAAAGAGGUGCAAUCUCUGCUGCAAGAUGGUUCCUUGAACCGUGAUACAAUUCUACUGGACUGUAGAAACUUCUACGAGAGUAAAAUAGGCCAGUUUAAAAAUUGCUUGGCGCCGGAUAUCCGCAAAUUCAGCUACUUCCCUGAUUAUGUGGACAAGAACCUGGAGCUAUUUCGUGAUAAGAAGGUACUAAUGUACUGCACUGGGGGCAUACGGUGUGAACGAGGGUCAGCAUAUCUCCGUUCAAAAGAUGUAUGUAAAGAAGUAUACCAGCUGAAGGGUGGCAUUCACAAGUAUCUGGAGCAGUUUCCUGAUGGUUUUUACCGGGGCAAACUUUUUGUGUUUGAUGAACGUUAUGCAAUCUCAUUCAACGAUGACAUCAUCUCAGAUUGUAGGUACUGUGGGACUCCAUGGGACCAGUAUCAGCUUUGCUCUACUGAUUUCUGUUGCCAGCUUGUCUUAUCCUGCACCACUUGCAGAAAGAAAGGCCUUACAGCCUGUUGCCCUGUGUGCCAAGCCAAAGAGCAGACACCCAGCGGAAGCCUCUCGAGCACACGUGUACACAAAGAAGAGUGUGCGUGUACGCGUUCCCGGCCUAGAAUCCCGAAAGACACGUUAUGAUGAGCAGGUCCCCGAGGCUUCCUGCUGUCCGGCACCCAGUGCAGAAAACUACUGUGUUUUAAAGGAAGAUUGCAGUGACUGAAAACCACAUUGUCAGAGUUUGAUGUAGGGCUGGGCAAGAUGAUAUAAUACUAAUAUCAUGAUAGAUUAUUUCACAUAUUCCUUACACACUGCAGUAUCACAACAGAUUUUAAAAAAAAACAUUUUAACAGUUACUUUGGAAGCAACCAAUUUGAUAUGUAGUAUCCGCAGUAAAAUUGAUAGACAUAUUGCUCAUCCCUAGUGUGAAUUUAACAGGUUUUGUCCUUUUAGAAUAUGAAGUUGUGCUAUACAGUUAUUCUAGACAUCUGCUUACUGCAUUAAAUAAGUUCUGUGUUUUACCUUUAAAACAUUUCAUACUCAUAACCCAAAAUAUGAGUUCUGCUGGGAAAAAAAAAAGCUGAAAUAAAUUACAUCGAGAUUUUUAAUGUUUUUAGUUAUAUUAGGACAAGGAAAUGCAUCAAUAGAGGCACAGAGUAAAUAUACUCCAAAGAAAGGAUACAGAUUUGGCAAUGGACAGAAAUACAAAAAAAGUUCAUUUUGUUCAUUAUUUCCUUCAAAAAGACAAGCACGUAAAUCUAUACAUCACAUCUUACUCCCAACACAGGUGCCAUUUGGAUUCCAUUUUCCCUUUGUCAGAAAGUGAAAUGAACUUUUGGCCACACACACAAACACACACCCCUGCAGAGAGAAAUUUGAGGACACGAUUAACUAUUUACGGAUUCAAACCAGUUAAUACUGUAACGUGAAAGAGGUAAUGUGAUUGCAUGCUUACCUGAUAAACAAGGAGACUAUGAUUAAAAGUUAUCCCCAGUGAUGAAAGAGGUACCAUAUGGUGUCAUUGCUGAGCGUUGGCCCAAGCAGUGGGUUCAGCUGAGCCAAAAUCGCAAUCAGCCAGCUAAACAACAAGCGAGCAAGCAUGAGAUCAAAACAAAUACAGAACCUCUUCAACAACAGACCAUUCACCAUCACAAGCAUCCUACAUGACAUCACGCUUUGACAGAGUACACACACCCCAUAGAAGUGUGUGUGUAGACGUGUCUGCUGAUAAAGUGUGUUAAUCUGGGAAAACCCACUGAUGAGGAACCAGGAUGUACAGUAUGUGUGCUGCCCCCAUGUGGUUAAUUAAACAAACAUUCCUCUUCA
This is a messenger RNA of Neoarius graeffei (lesser salmon catfish), 2823 nucleotides long. RefSeq names its product thiosulfate sulfurtransferase/rhodanese-like domain-containing protein 2. Lineage: Eukaryota; Metazoa; Chordata; Actinopteri; Siluriformes; Ariidae. The coding region runs from base 229 to 1638 and encodes 469 amino acids. The transcript has 9 exons. The record is from RefSeq and is a predicted model, not a curated record.